Molecule: messenger RNA, 255 nt
Organism: Sporothrix schenckii 1099-18
Lineage: Eukaryota; Fungi; Ascomycota; Sordariomycetes; Ophiostomatales; Ophiostomataceae
Product: cytochrome c oxidase subunit 6b
Exons: 4
Coding region: 1-255 (84 amino acids)
Cellular component (GO): respiratory chain complex IV; mitochondrion
Source: RefSeq, a predicted model, not a curated record
AUGUCUGACGACGAGCGUGUUACCAAGCCCUUUAAGUUCGUCACUGGUGUCGAUGCGCGGUUCCCCAACACGAACCAAACCAAGCACUGCUGGCAGAACUACGUCGAUUACCAUAAGUGCAUCCUGGCCAAGGGCGAGGAGUUCGCCCCCUGCCGUCAGUUCUGGCUUGCAUACCGGUCGCUGUGCCCCAGUGGUUGGUACAAGCGCUGGGAUGACCAGAGAGAAGCCGGAACGUUCCCGGUCCGCCUUGAGUAG